This is a messenger RNA of Penicillium daleae, 1164 nucleotides long. RefSeq names its product cytochrome and DOMON domain-containing protein. The record is from RefSeq and is a predicted model, not a curated record. NCBI's taxonomy places the organism in Eukaryota, Fungi, Ascomycota, Eurotiomycetes, Eurotiales, Aspergillaceae. The transcript has a single exon. Bases 1 to 1164 code for a protein of 387 amino acids.
AUGCAAUAUCCAUACCUUUUGUUUUGGUUUUCCGUAUGGGUCACGUUGACAAUUGCCCAAUUGCAGACCUUCACACCCCCAGGUCAAAAUGAGAUCACAUACGCCGUCAACGUUCCUAAACAAACAACCACCUCUGGCAUAGGCCCCAUAUAUUUCCAAUUGAAAUCUACCCGUGAACUUCAAUGGUUUGCAUGGGGCCAGGGAUCUCGGAUGCAAGGAGCAAAUAUAUUUGUUGUUUAUGCAUCUGCCGACGGCAAUAAUAUUACGGUCUCUCCCCGGCUAGGAGCGGAGCACGUCGAACCGCUACAUAACCCAAAAGCUCAGAUCUCAGUCUUGGAUGGUAGUGGAAUCAGCAAUGGAGUCAUUACUGCAAAUAUUAGAUGCGAUAGUUGCAUUACCUGGCCUGGUGGGCGUGAAGACACAACAAGCUCGGCUAGUCCUUGGGUGUGGGCUUUCAAAUCCGGGAAUCCACUCGACACCAACAGCUUAUCAGCAACAAUCAUCACACAUGAUGCUUCGGGCGUUGCAGCUCUAAACCUCCGAGAUGCAACCGGUGGCACUUCUGACAACCCAUUCUUAACUUCAUCGGGCAAGACCCUGAGUUCGAGACAGGCUCUCACCUUUCUCAACACUCCUGCCAUUCAUAAGAAACGAAUCGCCCAUGCUGUUAUUAUGAUAACUGUAUUUGUUAUAUUUUUCCCUUCAUUUGCACUCGCACUUCGUAUUUUUCCUUCUUCUGCAACAGUGUGGGUCCAUGCAUCCUUGCAACUCUUUACUCUUGCUCUGGCAAUCGCCGGUUUUGGUCUUGGCGUCUCGAUGGCAAGAGAGGAGAACAUCAUAGGGUACUAUCAUCCAAUUAUUGGGAUGGUGGUUGUCCCGUCUCUUAUCCUUUUCCAGCCUGCCAUGGGCCUCCUUCAACACCGGUAUUUCAGCAAAUCCGGAAAGAAGGGAUUGUUUGGAUAUUUGCAUCAGUGGUUUGGCCGUUGUAUGAUUAUUCUCGGAGUCAUCAAUGGUGGCCUUGGUUUCCGUAUCACUGGAAUUGGUUUAUCGAUUGCUCCUACCGGAGCAGUUAUCGCAUACAGCGUGGUCGCUGGAGUCUUUGGAAUUGUUUACUGUUUGUUGGUCCUUUUCUUUGCCCGGAGAAGAAGAUUGCAAAGAUCUUGA